GACGUUACUCAUUACGCAUAGCAACGUCAUAUUGCGUCCGGAAAAAAAAUACACCAGUUGUUUUUAAACCAUUAAAACAUGGGAAAUUAAUGGCUAGUGAAAAUCGAGGCUGUUUCGUUUGGCUCAUAAGUUUAAAGAAGUCUUGCAACGAAAGGUUUGCAAGAUUUCGAAACCGCAUGCGCCAAAGAUACUAUGCAAGAAGAGGCAAGACUCUUGACCCAGAAACCCUGUUAAAUGAAACAGGUACUGCCGACAUGGUCGUCUGUAAGAUUGCCAGCAAGUCAAACAAAGUCGUUCCUCAAAACCUGUCAUCUAAGAAUGACGAUAAUGUUGAUACAGAAAAUACAACAGUGACAGAGAUCAUUGCAAACGACAAGACCACAGCAGACGACAAACUUGUCGCAGAGUACGUGACAUGCAUCAUAAACAAGGCAGCCGACACCCUGAGACAGGAGUUGUCUAACAACACAAUUCCCGUAACAGUGAGUCCAGCAGACGACAACAUAUCAUUGUCCUCUAGUAUCAUCAGCCAAAUUGCUGAUAUGGCUGUAACUGAGAGCUUGUCAAAUAUUGUGAUGGAUGCUGACAUCAACCAGUCUGCUACUAGAGCUCCUAGAACUGUCAAAGAAUUCAAGGAAGCAUUUGGCAUAACCGGAUAUGACGUCAUUGAUGACGGUCUUCCACCUGUAAGCGUGUAAGAGUACAAGAAGAAGAAAGAAACAACGUGUGUGUGUGUGUUUUUUUUUGUUUGUUUGUUUUGUUGUUGUUGUUUGUUGCUGUUUUGUUUUAUUAAUUUGUAUGUGCUUUUUUCCUUUUUCUUUUUUGCUUUGCUUGUUCGUUUUACGUUUGUUUUUCAUGUUCUGCUUAGGCAUCGAUUUGAUUUCAAACAUAUUUUAUUGUCAUAAAGAUGUUUCUGAAUUUUAUUUUCACAAAUAAAGUCUAUCGAAACAU
This is a messenger RNA of Ruditapes philippinarum (Manila clam), 951 nucleotides long. RefSeq lists its product as uncharacterized. The coding region runs from base 90 to 698 and encodes 202 amino acids. The transcript has 8 exons. The record is from RefSeq and is a predicted model, not a curated record. NCBI's taxonomy places the organism in Eukaryota, Metazoa, Mollusca, Bivalvia, Venerida, Veneridae.